UGCGCUAUUUGAGAGGAUGAAGCUGCUCCCAGAUCUGUUUAACUUCUGCUAACAUCCCAACGCUUCUCUUCUUCCGUGUAGCUGGAAAAUGUUCCGGGUAUGAUCGUCAUCUGCUUGUAUUUCCAGUGUUACUUUUUUGCACCAGUUUCAGAAAACAGAUUGCACAAUAUCUACGGUAUAUCAUCUGUGUCCUAAUGGCAGUAAAUCCACCAAAAAUCAAGGUGCUGCUCAGCGACAACGACAGAGUCAGAAUCAGAAUGAGCUUUAUUGCCAGACUAAAGAAACUCAAACAGGCAUUUAUUGGAAAAUAUGAAGAAAGUCCUCUGUUUUAUGCAUGUGCUCCCGGCAGAGUGAAUUUAAUAGGAGAACACAUUGACUACUGCGGUUAUGCCGUCCUGCCUAUGGCUAUCGAGCAGAAUAUCCUUGCUGCUGUGUCAGUGAACAAGUCUCAUAUAAUCCAACUGGCCAACACUGAUCCCAAAUACAAGGAUUUCACAGUGUCUGUCAGAGAAAUAACCAUAGACCCAAAAAAUCCUCAAUGGCAUUAUUACUUCCUUUGUGGAGUCAAAGGUGUUCAGGAACAGCUGAGCUUGUCUUCUCUGGCUGGGAUUCGGUGUGUUGUGGAUGGAACGAUUCCAGCUAGUUCAGGCCUGUCUAGUUCCAGCGCUCUGGUCUGCUGCGCUGGCUUGGUCAUGAUGGAAGCCAACCAAAAGUCUGUCUCCAAAGUAAUGUUGGCUGAGACAUGUACCAAGUGUGAACGCUAUAUUGGAACUGAAGGAGGAGGGAUGGAUCAAUCCAUAUCUUUCCUUGCUGAAGAGGGAACUGCAAAGCUGAUCGAGUUCAAUCCCCUGAGGAGCACAGAUGUGAAGCUCCCAGAUGGUGCUGUCUUUGUGAUUGCCAACAGUUGUGUGGAGAUGAACAAGGCAGCCACAUCACACUUCAACAUUAGAGUGGUGGAAUGCCGCAUUGCUACGAAAAUACUGGCUAAGUUCAGAGGCCUGGAGUGGAGAAGCCUGCAGAAGCUGGGAGAACUGCAGACACAACUGGGCUCGAGUCUGGACAAGAUGCUGGAUUUGGUGGAGGAAGUCCUUCACCCUGAGCCCUACAGCAAAGAAGAAAUUUGCAAGAUUUUGGGAAUCACUGCUCAGCAGUUGUGUGACAGUAUCCUCAGUGCUAACACACAGCAUGAGAUCCACUUCAGGCUGUACCAACGGGCCAGGCACGUGUACAGUGAAGCGGCACGCGUGCUGCAGUUCAAGGCUGUGUGUGAUUCUGCGCCUGCUGAUGCUCUUCUGCAGCUUGGUGAGCUAAUGAACCAAAGCCAUACUAGCUGCAGAGACUUGUAUGAGUGUAGCUGCCGAGAGCUGGACCAGCUGGUGGACAUUUGUCGGAAGGCAGGUGCAGUGGGUUCCAGGUUAACAGGCGCUGGAUGGGGAGGCUGUGCUGUUUCCAUGGUACCCACUGAAAGGAGGGAUUCUUUUCUCCAGCGAGUGAAGGAGCGCUACUACAUGCCUGAUGCUCGACGAGAAGCUCUGGUAAAGCAGAGCCUUUUUGUAACAAAGCCAGGAGGAGGAGCAGCUAUUCUUACAGCAGAAUAAAAACUCAGGGAGAUUUA
Molecule: messenger RNA, 1615 nt
Organism: Pangasianodon hypophthalmus (striped catfish)
Lineage: Eukaryota; Metazoa; Chordata; Actinopteri; Siluriformes; Pangasiidae
Gene: galk2
Product: galactokinase 2
Exons: 11
Coding region: 195-1598 (467 amino acids)
Biological process (GO): carbohydrate phosphorylation; galactose metabolic process
Cellular component (GO): cytoplasm; cytosol
Molecular function (GO): ATP binding; galactokinase activity
Source: RefSeq, a predicted model, not a curated record